Lachancea thermotolerans CBS 6340 is the source of this 453-nucleotide messenger RNA. RefSeq names its product low-affinity Cu transporter (gene CTR2). The record is from RefSeq and is a predicted model, not a curated record. The coding region runs from base 1 to 453 and encodes 150 amino acids. Gene Ontology annotation, molecular function: copper ion transmembrane transporter activity. The transcript has a single exon. Gene Ontology annotation, cellular component: membrane. NCBI's taxonomy places the organism in Eukaryota, Fungi, Ascomycota, Saccharomycetes, Saccharomycetales, Saccharomycetaceae. Gene Ontology annotation, biological process: copper ion transmembrane transport.
AUGGAACACUCAAUGAUGGACCACGGUGACAUGGGACAUGGCGACAUGGGACAUGAUGACAUGUGCUCCAUGAACAUGCUCUUUACGUGGAACUACAAAAACACCUGUGUCGUGUUCAAAUGGUGGCAUAUUCGUACGCUACCACAUCUGCUGCUCAGCAUGAUCGUGGUCGCCGCAUCCGCCUACCUGUAUGAGUACAUGAAGUACUACAGUGCAAAGUCCACCGCCAGCCGGGCGGCGGGCGCGGCGAAUUUGAGCCACACCAAAGCCGCGAAAAUGAAGAGCGCCAGCUGGUAUGGUGCUCAGGUUGGCUUUUCGUUCAUGCUGAUGCUGGUAUUCAUGACCUUCAACGGGUGGUUGAUGUUAGCCGUCGUCGCGGGCGCUGCCUGGGGCCACUAUUCCUGGGGACACCUUACGGAGGGGCUUGCCCACAACUCCUUGGCAUGCCACUGA